UCUCUCUCUCUCUGUGUCUCUCUCAUCUCUCUCUCUCUCUGCUUCUGAAAGUCUUAAUAGCAUCAGUUACUAUAUAUUAACAGUGUAUGGGCACUUGUGAAAAUAGGCGUAUUGCUAACACAGACAUGGCGUUUCAGGACCACCACCACCACCACCAUCUCUCCCAAGAAUUGCCCCUCCACCAUCCCAACUACUCCGAUCACCCCCACCCCUCCGUCUUCCGCUCCCUCCUCCCCGACCACCACCCCUCCACUGAGGAUAAACCACCAGCGCCUCCCACCAGCACCACCACAUGGUUAAACAGCUCCACCCUCCACCACCAGUGGCUCCCCACUCAAAGUCAACCCAGCCCCCCUACCCCCCCGGACAACAAUGAUCACAUUCAAGACAGCGCCGGCGGCGGUAGGGAUAAUAGUGGUAGCAACGGCAACAACACCAACUGGGAGAGAGAGAAGUGCAAGGCGGAUAUUCUGAACCACCCCCUUUACGAACAGCUUCUGUCGGCGCACGUGUCGUGCCUCCGUAUAGCUACUCCGGUGGACCAACUGCCGAGGAUCGACGCUCAGCUGGCACAGUCGUCUCAGGUGGUGGCUAAGUAUUCUGUUCUAGGACAUGGUCAACAGCCCCUUGAUGAUAAAGACCUCGACAAUUUUAUGACGCAUUAUGUUCUAUUGCUCUCCUCCUUUAAAGAACAACUGCAACAACAUGUCCGAGUUCAUGCUAUGGAAGCAGUCAUGGCUUGUUGGGAGCUUGAGCAAUCUUUGCAAAGCUUGACAGGGGUUGCACCAGGUGAAGGUACAGGAGCAACCAUGUCUGAUGAUGAUGAGGACCAGGCAGAUAGUGAAACUAACUUGUUCGAUGAAAGUCUGGAUGGACCAGACAGUAUGGGAUUUGGUCCCCUGGUGCCCACUGAAACAGAGAGAUCCUUGAUGGAACGGGUGAGGCAAGAAUUAAAACACGAGCUUAAGCAGGGUUAUAAAGAGAAGAUUGUGGAUAUCAGAGAAGAAAUAUUACGAAAAAGAAGAGCAGGAAAACUGCCGGGUGAUACCACAUCAGUCUUGAAAGCUUGGUGGCAGUCACACUCCAAGUGGCCUUAUCCAACGGAGGAAGAUAAGGCAAGACUAGUGCAGGAAACGGGUUUGCAACUGAAACAGAUCAACAACUGGUUCAUCAACCAACGGAAAAGGAACUGGCACAGCAAUCCUUCAUCAUCAUCGUCUCAGAAAAGCAAGCGCAAGAGUGGUGCAGGUGAUAAAACAGCCAACGACCGGUUUGUGUGAAGAAAAAUUUGAGAUUCAAGUAACAUACCGAUGUAUCCUUCUUCAUAUUCAUAAUCACAUGAUAGCAACAGCGACAGCCUGCAUGUCUGGUUAAGACUGGGAAACGAAUGGAAGACUUGCAGCACCGUUUAAAGGUACGUACUUCUGACACUGGCAGAGCCAGUCGACGAGAACAUGGAGUCAGGCGCCUAUUCGAAAUAGCUUAUAUAUAUAUAUAUAUAUGCUUUGGACCCUUGAAAACGUACAAAAGCUACUGUAAUAUAUCAGUUUAUGGUGUUAAAUAUGAAGCGUAUACGAGUAGGAUAUCAGUUUGCAAAGUUUUGUUUAGUUAUCGAUUGUAGUUUCUGGUCUGUUUAUCUGUUGUGUAUAGAAUGUGAUGCUUAGGAUUUGGCUGCAUGAGUAGAUCAUGAAUCAAGUGAACCAGUUGAUCUUGCUUUUAUUGUUUCUGUGGCUAUACUAUCUGUAUUCAGAAAUCAACCUUCAUCA
Molecule: messenger RNA, 1766 nt
Organism: Sesamum indicum (sesame)
Lineage: Eukaryota; Viridiplantae; Streptophyta; Magnoliopsida; Lamiales; Pedaliaceae
Product: homeobox protein knotted-1-like LET12
Biological process (GO): regulation of DNA-templated transcription
Cellular component (GO): nucleus
Molecular function (GO): DNA binding
Source: RefSeq, a predicted model, not a curated record